GAUUAGACAUGACAUCGACCAGAUAUUAAUGCCGUUAAACAUAUUAAUACAUAUGUGGCACUUCCACAUUAGCGGAACUACAUCUGGACAUAUCCAGCCCGGCGAAUCACGAUGGUGAGAUGAGAGGAAUUAGACAGAACCAACGGUAUAUAGCGUGACAGUCAUCGAUAGUCUCGCUGCCAGUUGACCCAGCUUGGAGAGGAAGGUCGCACAGACGACAGAGGGUGAGCAGACGACAGUUGCAAGCAGGCGUGAGCAGACAAGUAGAGCUAAAAUGGUGACCGGAGAAUUCUCCCGCUUUGAGCACUCAGUGGUCGGGAUUCUUUACAUGCUCUUUGGUAUUGUCGGGGAUCUCAACUUGAUGGUCAUUUUGACGUUCCUCAGAGAGAAGGCGUUGCUGAAAUCGUCGCGAGCAUGGUUACACAUCAGUCUUGCUCUUUCUAACAUCGGCGUCGUUGGGCCCUCUCCUUUUCCGGCAUCGUCAGCGUUCAGUGGCAAAUGGCUGUACGGAGAGACUGGAUGUCAGCUCUAUGCCUUCGAGGGGAUGAUGAUGGGUAUCGCUGCCAUUGGCAACGUCAUCGCUCUGUGCGUGGAACGCUACCUCGUCUCCACACGAAAAGAAGCCAUGGAGACCAGUCCUGGUGGGUUCUACUGGCUGUCGACAGCUGCUGUGUGGCUCAACGCUUUCUUCUGGGCCAUCAUGCCAGUCCUUGGCUGGAGCAAGUACGUCCACGAGCCAACUGGAUCAUCCUGCGCCAUCAACUGGAGGGAUGCUGACGAGGGCUAUCCAUCCUACAUGAUAAUGCUGUGCAUAUUCAGUUUCGGGCUGCCCCUGUUCAUGGCCCUUUCAAGUCUGUGGGCCUCCGCGGAUAGUGGCACGACUAUUCAGGUCUCUACUGCAUCGUCCAGCCAUGUUGACGCGUUCACUGGAUUCAGGGAGGACCAGUUGAAAUGGCUGUGCUACUCCCACCUGCUCUUCACCGUCAUUGGCUGGGGACCAUUUGCCUUCCUGUGUCUGUGGGCGUUGUUCAGCGCCCCAGUCCAAGUCUCCAUGAUCGCUGCCUGCAUCCCUCCCCUCGCCUGCAAGUCCAUGGUACUCAUGUACCCCUUCUCCUACAUCGUGGUCAACGAACGUUUCCGGAACUCCUUCUUCAGCAUCUUCUCCCUCACCGGCUCCACUGCUCCGAAGAAGGACUAGCCUGUGGUAUAUCAACAACUUGCCCAUGGAACGACCAAAGAUAACUCUAAGACCCUUUUCGCGAACACCUGGUGUUAUUUCUGAUUUUCUAUGAUCAGCUCAUGUAAUUUUCAUCACUGUUUUGCCUUAUACGCCAAAUGGAAACUGUUUUGGUAGACAAUCGAGACUGGUUGCCCUCUGGGGUGGACAGGUUUGGACUUGAAGAUCUUGAGAAAAAGCAUAAAGAGAGGGGCGUGUGUAUUGUCAGCAGCCUAUCCCGAAAUAUGGCAUUCCUCGCGGAGCUAUUCUAACUUCCGCUAAAGGUUACCGAUCGAGAUUAUUUAUUUGGUUGAGGCAGGGUGAGUGGGCAUUUGUUUCCAUGGAGAUCGAAUGUAGGGAAACUUGCUAUGUGAUCAGAAGCUGGGCUUUGGACUGCGCUUUACAAGCAGACCAAGCUGCAUCCACAUAUUAGGACGUAUAGUUUAUUACCACGAAACUGCGAAUGGUACAAUACUGCACUGUUUAAAUAUCAUACAGUUCAUAUAUGUAUCAUUACAUCGAUGUGUCAAAGAAGAAUUUCAAAGGUGCUUCGUUUACCAUCUGAGAAGAGAUCGUAUUUACUCACACCUUCUCAUCCGAUUAAAUCGGUCAAUGUCUGGUUCAAAACAUCCUGUUGAGAUCUGUUUUGGGGGAGUAGAGGUUAUAUAUAGAGAUAUCUCUGGUCGAACUCACUGAUGGAAAUAACGGUACUUAUUCCUAUGUUUCUCUGUGAAAGGUAUACCCUUACGUUUAACGUUAAGGCUUUGUAUGUUUUAAUGUACUAGCGGUGUUUUCACGGUGUCUUGUUAAUGGAUGUGUUUGUUAACUAUGUGUAUCAAUGAUCCAGUGGGAAAAGCAACACUGGGAUACGUUUGCCAGUUUCUCUCAGGUUGUCUUUCAAAGUAAACUUACGCAUUUAGUGAACGCAUUUGUGUAUAGCGCUGAUUCAUCUCCCUGCGCAAUUCAGCCGCUUGAUAUAGCUGGAAUAUAGUGGCUGCACCAUUCUCUCACUCUGCGCAUUUGUAGCCGUAAUACUAAAUAAAAGUAGCAUUGCUUGUAUUUUAUUGACGAAGAAGGGGUGUAUUUCCUAUGUACCUGAUGUGUUAUGGAUGUUUGACGAUUGACCGGUUCUGUAUUAAAUCUUAAGCUGUGUUUCUGUUGUGUAGUUAUGUGUUUAUGGUGUGUGAUGGAUGUGAGAGUGUUGUCGUGGCUUUUGUUGACAGUUCUGCAAUAAAAAUAUGAGAAUAA
Messenger RNA from Haliotis rubra (blacklip abalone), 2464 nucleotides. Its product is annotated as visual pigment-like receptor peropsin. Gene Ontology annotation, biological process: visual perception; G protein-coupled receptor signaling pathway. The record is from RefSeq and is a predicted model, not a curated record. Gene Ontology annotation, molecular function: G protein-coupled receptor activity. Gene Ontology annotation, cellular component: photoreceptor outer segment; membrane. Lineage: Eukaryota; Metazoa; Mollusca; Gastropoda; Lepetellida; Haliotidae.